Messenger RNA from Castor canadensis (American beaver), 1485 nucleotides. It is a transcript of the gene Sack1e, whose product is annotated as family with sequence similarity 83 member E. Gene Ontology annotation, molecular function: protein kinase binding. Lineage: Eukaryota; Metazoa; Chordata; Mammalia; Rodentia; Castoridae. The record is from RefSeq and is a predicted model, not a curated record. Gene Ontology annotation, biological process: signal transduction.
AUGGCAGCCUCCCAGCUGGCAGCUCUGGAAGGAGUGGAAUUGGGGGCAGAUGUGCUGACCGAGGCCAGCCCAGCCUUCCUGUACUCCGAGGGCCAGCGGCUGGCGCUCGAAGCCCUGCUGAGCAAGGGCGCGGAGGCAUUCCAAGCCUGCAUACAGCAGGAAGGGCUGCGGCCUUUCCUGAGUGGGGAUGAGGUCAAGGGCUUGGCAGCAGCAGCCCAAGACUGGACAGCCACCGAGCAGGAGCCUGAUGGGGCAGUGGAAGGAAACACCACCACUGAUGGGGACGUAGGCAGCCUUACCUACUGGCCUGGACAAUCAGAAGAGCCAGCACCGGUACUGCGACUGGGCUGGCCAGAGGACACUGCCUGGAAGGGCAUCACCCGGGCACAGCUCUACACCCAGCCCCCCAGCGAGGACCAAUUGCCAAUCAAGGAGCUGGUACACAGGGAAAUCCAAGCUGCCAAAAAGCUGGUGGCUGUGGUCAUGGAUAUUUUCACUGACCCAGACCUGCUUUCGGACUUGGUGGACGCUGCCACACGCCGAUGGGUCCCUGUCUAUGUGCUCCUGGACUGUCAGCAGCUGCCUGCCUUCCUGGCACUGGCCCAACAGCUAGGGGUGAACCCCAGGACCACGGAGAACCUGGACAUCCGCAUUGUGCAGGGCUGUACCUUCCAGAGCCGCUGGCGACGGCAGGUGAGCGGCAGCGUGCGGGAGAAGUUUGUGCUUCUGGAUGGAGACAGGGUCAUCUCAGGGUCCUACAGCUUCACAUGGAGUGAUGCACGCCUGCACCGGGGCCUGGUGACCCUGCUGACCGGGGAAAUCGCUGACGCCUUCAGCCGAGAGUUCCGGAUGCUCUAUGCCACCUCCUGUCCACUCCCACCUGCGCCUGCCCGUGACCCCCUGGUCAGUGUCCUGGGGGACCUGCAGCUGGCCCGCAGCCCACACCACGUGGCCCACCGCUGCCCUGUAGCUCCAGUGUCUCCGCUGCCCCCUGACAGCCCACUGGCCCACCGCCUGGCUGCCUGCCGCAUCUCGGAGAGGGACAGGAGGGAGACACAGACCGCCCCUGGGCCUGCACUCAGUGAUAUCCUCAGGAGCAUUCAGCAUGCCCGGACUGCCAGUGGCCCCCCAACCCGGCCCAGCCGCUCCUUGUGGGACCUCAGUCGCCUGUCCCAGUUGUCAGGCUCCAGUGACGGUGACAACGAGCUCAAGAAGCCGUGGGGCACGAAGGACACCCCUGCCAGGGCCCUGAUGAGGCAGCGGGGCACUGGAGGGGGCCCCUGGGGUGAGGGGGACUCCCGCCCGGUGGCUUGGUUGCAGCCCUGGGGCAGCCCCCUGCCCCUGCCUCCUGCCCGCCGCCGCCUGCGUUAUCUGUCCCCGGUGCAAAGAAGGUUUGGUGAAGACACUGUGUCCAAACUCGGGGAAGCCAGAGGCAUCCCGCAGCCAGACUGGGCAUCUCACUCGGGACUAGGGGGACAACACUGA